GUACUAUGUCUAUAUAUUAAUUAUAGUAAGUUGUUGGUUGAAUUACUAGUUUGCAUCAUUUUGGAAAUUGUCAAAAACGAUGGAACUAAAACAAAUGAUUUUGCUUUCUUACCAAAUUGCUUGUUUCUACGUUUGUGUGCUAAUACUAACAUUAGCCACAGCCCAAAACACAACUAAAGGUGCCAAUGUCAUAAAACCAGGAUGCACUAACCAGUGUGGAAACGUUACGGUUCCAUACCCAUUCGGUAUUGGCUCAGGCUGUGCUUUUGAUUCGGGGUUUGAGAUCCACUGCAACAAUUCUGAGAAACCCCUCAUAGGAAACCAUCUGACGGUGUAUGACAUCUCGGAUGCUGAAUUGCGCAUCUCCAAUGUCUUCGGUUGGAGAUGUUACAACUCCACUGGAGCUGUGAUCAAUGAGGAUAUGGUAUCCAGAAAUUUUUUGGAAUCAAGUCCGUAUAGUUUCUCUGCGCUGAACAGGUUUAUUGUAGUUGGUUGCGAUGACUACGGUGCAAUCUCGGGGCCUAACAACUUUGAGUAUGGCUGCAGUGUCAGCUGUACAAGCAGAGAGGAUGUGAUGAAAGGAGGAGAGUGUAUGGGAAAAGGCUGCUGCCAGAAACAGAUACCCAAGGGCUUGAAAUACUAUAGCACAACCAUGUCUAGCACUAGAAACCAUACCGACGUUUGGUCCUUUAAUUCAUGUGGCUAUGCAUUUCUGGGCGAGGCAGAUCGCUUUCAUUUCCAGGGCUUGCCAGAUCUAGGUGAUGAUCUAACUGUUGAUUAUUUUUAUGAGAGGUUAAAGGCCACUGUGCCCAUUGUCCUGGAAUGGGCCAUCGGUAAUCUUAGUUGUGUGCAAGCUCUGGAAAGACUAGACGAUUAUGCUUGUAGAGAAAAUAGCCACUGUGUUGAUUCAGAUACUGGUGUUGGUGGCUACCGCUGCAGCUGUAAUACAGGCUAUCAUGGCAAUCCUUAUCUCAAUCAAGGCUGCCAAGAUAUUGAUGAAUGUGCUGAUCCAAGCACCAAUUCGUAG
Molecule: messenger RNA, 1027 nt
Organism: Solanum tuberosum (potato)
Lineage: Eukaryota; Viridiplantae; Streptophyta; Magnoliopsida; Solanales; Solanaceae
Product: wall-associated receptor kinase 2-like
Exons: 2
Coding region: 80-1027 (315 amino acids)
Molecular function (GO): polysaccharide binding
Source: RefSeq, a predicted model, not a curated record